Molecule: messenger RNA, 2449 nt
Organism: Tachyglossus aculeatus (Australian echidna)
Lineage: Eukaryota; Metazoa; Chordata; Mammalia; Monotremata; Tachyglossidae
Gene: PDIA4
Product: protein disulfide isomerase family A member 4
Exons: 10
Coding region: 56-2014 (652 amino acids)
Biological process (GO): protein folding; response to endoplasmic reticulum stress
Cellular component (GO): endoplasmic reticulum; cell surface; endoplasmic reticulum lumen
Molecular function (GO): protein disulfide isomerase activity
Source: RefSeq, a predicted model, not a curated record
GGAGGAGGAAGAGGAAGAAGAAGAAGAAGAAGAAGAGGAGGCAACGGCCGCCCAGAUGAGGGUCCGGAAAGCCUGUCUGCUGGUGCUGCUCCUGGGCCUGGCGCAGCUCGCCGUCCUGGCCGCCGCACGCGGGGAAGGGGUCGAAGAUUCACUUACCAAAGAGGAGGAGGAUGAUAUUGAUGAUGAUGACGAUGAUGAGGUUGAUGACGAGGAUGAUGACGACAACGAUGAUGACGAUGACUCGGAAGUAAAAGAAGAAAAUGGAGUCUUGGUCCUAAAUGAUGCAAACUUUGACAUCUUCGUUGCCGAUAAAGACACUGUCUUGUUGGAGUUCUAUGCUCCUUGGUGUGGCCAUUGCAAGCAGUUUGCUCCAGAGUACGAAAAAAUCGCCAAGACUCUGAAGGAGAACGACCCUCCCAUUCCCGUGGCCAAGGUAGACGCCACCACAGCCUCUUCUGUGGCCAGCCGGUUUGACGUGAGCGGCUACCCCACCAUCAAAAUCCUGAAGAAGGGCCAGCCAGUGGAUUACGAGGGCUCCAGGACCGAGGCAGAAAUCGUGGCUAAAGUCAAGGAGGUCUCUCAACCCAACUGGACUCCUCCACCAGAAGUUACCCUGGUGCUGACCAAAGACAACUUCGACAAAGUAGUGAAUGAUGCAGACAUUAUUUUGGUCGAGUUCUACGCCCCAUGGUGUGGGCACUGCAAAAAACUGGCCCCCGAGUACGAGAAGGCCGCUAAGGAGCUCAGCAAGCGCACCCCACCCAUUCCGCUUGCCAAAGUGGAUGCCACCGCAGAGACGGAUCUGGCCAAGCAGUUUGAUGUGUCUGGCUAUCCGACUCUGAAGAUCUUCCGCAGGGGAAAGCCUUUUGAUUACAACGGCCCACGAGAAAAAUAUGGGAUUGUCGACUACAUGAUUGAACAGGCUGGUCCUCCGUCUAAGCAGAUUCUGUCUGUGAAGCAGGUUCAGGAGUUCUUAAAGGAUGGAGAUGAUGUUAUCAUCAUUGGUGUUUUUAAGGAUGAAAAUGACAACGCUUAUAAGCUGUAUCAGGAUGCGGCUAACAGCUUGCGAGAAGAUUACAAAUUCCACCAUACCUUUAGCAGUGACAUUGCCCAGUAUUUGAAAGUGUCUCCCGGAAAGCUGGUUGUAAUGCAGCCGGAAAAGUUCCAAUCCAAAUACGAGGCCAAGGCACACAUUUUGGACAUUCAGGACUCUACCGCAGGGUCAGCCAUAAAGGACCAUGUGACCAAGCACGCUUUGCCCUUAGUGGGUCAUCGCAAGACGUCCAACGAUGCGAAGCGGUACACCAAGCGCCCACUGGUGCUUGUCUAUUACAGCGUCGACUUCAGCUUCGACUACCGAGUGGCCACCCAGUACUGGAGGAACAAGGUCCUGGAGGUGGCCAGGGACUUCCCUGAGUACACCUUCGCCAUUGCCGAUGAGGAGGACUACUCAAGCGAGGUGAAGGACCUGGGGCUGAGCGACAGCGGCGAAGACGUGAACGCGGCCAUCCUCGCCGAGGACGGCAAGAAGUACGCCAUGGAGCCCGAGGAGUUUGAUGCCGACGUGCUCAGGGAGUUUGUGCGGGCCUUCAAGAAAGGCAAGCUGAAGGCGGUCAUCAAAUCCCAGCCCGUGCCCAAAAACAACAAGGGACCCGUGAAAAUCGUGGUGGGGAAGACCUUCGACUCCAUCGUGAUGGACCCCAAGACGGACGUCCUCAUAGAGUUCUACGCCCCGUGGUGCGGCCACUGCAAGCAGCUGGAGCCCGUGUACGUGGAGCUGGGAAAGAAGUACAGGCACCAGAAGAGCCUGGUCAUCGCCAAGAUGGAUGCCACCGCCAACGACGCCACCAGCGACCGCUACAAGGCGGAGGGCUUCCCCACCAUCUAUUUUGCCCCGAGCACCGACAAAAAGAACCCUAUCAAAUUUGAAGGUGGGAACAGGGAUCUGGAGCAUUUGAGCAAGUUCAUCGAAGAGCACGCCACAAAACUGAGCAGGACAAAAGAAGAGCUCUGAAGGGGCGGGGAGGGGAGGACGAAGAUGUCUACGUUGUAGUAAUUGCGGGUUCCCGACGCGGAGGGGGCGGGAAGGGGUUGUGGAGGGUUAGUGGCCAGUUGAGGGGAGAGGAGAUUUGGAUGUUAACAGUUGCAGCAUCUUUUUUUUAAUUUUAUAUUUCUUCCGAUGUGGACACUGAACGCGGCUGUGAACGUUUGAAAAUAAUUAUGGUUCUGAUCUUUGGAGGAAAAUCUACUUUCUGUUUUUGUCAUUAUUUGGGGCUUGGUUUGAAUUUUGGUUUGGCUUCCCUUUUUUUUUUUUCUUCUCUUCUCCCACUGUGUUUGGUGUGUUUUCUUUCCCAAAGCGAACGGGUUAAGUCUCAGAUUUUGCAUGUGUUUGUUUUGGGGGGGUGUUUUUUUAUAUAUUUAAACUUUAAAAGAAAAACAAGCUGCCAGA